Messenger RNA from Paramacrobiotus metropolitanus, 1544 nucleotides. RefSeq names its product oxysterol-binding protein 1-like. NCBI's taxonomy places the organism in Eukaryota, Metazoa, Tardigrada, Eutardigrada, Parachela, Macrobiotidae. The record is from RefSeq and is a predicted model, not a curated record. The transcript is spliced from 9 exons. Bases 1 to 1188 code for a protein of 395 amino acids.
AUGAUUUACAUGUGGAAACCAGAUCCCCUGACACAUGCGGGGCUGUAUAUCUGCCUUGUCUGCGGCUUUGCGCAUUACUGGCUCACAACAGUUUUCUGCAUCGGGCUCAGCUGGUCUCCCUCGGAUGUGCCGGAUCAUCCGCGUGGUUCCAUCCGGCUGAGAGGAGCCAAUGUGACCACUGACGACACGUGCAAUUUUGCUAUUCAGAAGUUGGGCGAUCAGACAUUUCAUUUGAAGGCCAAUUCGGAGGUGGAACGUCAGCGAUGGAUUACCGCGGUUGAACUGGCCAAAACGCGGGCAAAUAAGGCUGGAGUGGACGAUUCAUCUGGAAAUGAACCGGACGAAGAUGAUGAAGAAGAGGACGUUUCGAAGAGCGAUCUUCAGGCGGUAAUCCGGAAUCUGAGUUCGAAAAUCGACGAGCUGAACGCGUGCCACGAACAGAUCAGUAAGCAAGGUCGCGCACUGCAGGGAUUGAUUGUGGAAUUGGAGAAUUUAUCAAUUCCGCCGGACGCCAGUGCCAAGGCUAAGGCGGUUGUCGAACGGGCCACAUUGUUCCGGCUAACCAGCACAGCCCUAUUGAACGCUUCCAAAGAGUUCCUGACUAUGGCGCAGAGUGAAGGGAAGAAAUGGCAGAAGAUGCUGGGUCAUGAACACGACCAGCGCGUCCGGCUGGCUGAGAUGGUAGAGCAGCUGGCCAAGCAGCACAGCAGUCUGGAGGAGGCCGCUAAGGCUGAGGCGGCCAAAUCAUCCACCAUGAAAGGCAGCCAGCCCGGUGGGAGCAGUGCCAAUUCGGGUAAACCGAUUGCCACAGGUCCAUCCGACGAGGACGAAUUCUUUGAUGCGCAGGAUAAUUUUCCUGAAGAGUUUGUCGUCUCUGUGUCCAUUCCUCACUCAGAAGGAGCUUCCGUUAAAACACACAACCAAGACGAGCAAGGUGACACCGAUGGAGGUCAACAAAACGCCACCGAAACCGACUCAGAUGUUAACGAAAGCGGCUCGUGCAGCGGAGAUUCAACAGAAAACAAUGGCACCACGUCCAAUCAAGACAUUGAAGAGAAUAGUCGCAACGACUUCGACGAUGGCGACGAAGUCGACGACGUAAAAACCAAAGAUUGCAAUGAAUCCAGCAGAGAAGAUCUGGAAAAGUGCGAGUGUGACCGAUGUGCGCCCCUUACGCCAACGCCGUAAUUCUAUCUGAAUCGCUCCAGUAAUUGGGCAUACGUCGCAUCAACAUCCGCAAUGGAUUUGGCGCCAAGAAUAUUACAUUUUCCGCUAUUAAAGAUAACGCAUGUAGCUUUUUUCAUUCUCAGUGUUAAACCGGGAAAUAAUGACGGAUCAUAAAAUUCCACAAAAUUAAUUGCUUGUAUUGUAUCGAGCUUUUGCUUUUGUAUUUGACAAGUGGCAGUUAUAUUGACGAUCCGAAAGUUUGUUAUUUUUGCUUUAUAACCGAAUCGAAGCAGCUUUCUGUGAUAACAAUGCAAAAUUUCCAUUGUUUGCUCUUCGCUUUUACCCCCAUUGACCGUGAUUUUACCAGUGCUGUAUAA